AUGACAUUUUCUACCACCGCAGGCGAUCUGCAAACCCAUGCCAGGCUCCCUGAGCCAGUUGCGGCUGCUCAAUGGCCACAUCUGGAGUGGGAAAACCCUGUCAAGGCCAUUGAGCAUGCCAGGACUCUCCAAAAAGACUUUACCAAGGUCCAUCAAUUCAUUAAAAUCAGCAGGGAAGCACUGGCAUUGAAUGACAAUCGGUCCGAAAAGAAGACUGCUGCGCAUAAGAGGAAACGUGAUAUUCCCAGACACCUCUUCGAUACGCUAUACAAGUCAUACAAUGAAUUGAAGGAGAAGCUGGAGGACGAUCAUGAGAGAGGUCCCAGACCCAGUAAAAGAGCGCGCCGAGCAGAGCCCACCUCGAAUCAGGAGUCGAUCCUAUCUGACUCAACAGCUUCCGAGCACCAUUCAGAUUCAUCUCCUCAGCCUGCGUUGAUUGAUAAUGGAAUUCUGGCAGGGCCGGCUGACGAAGGAGUACGAGAUGCUCAUGAUCCAUCGACCCAACAAAAUGGAGUGGGCAAGAUGCCAGAGAUUCCUGUCAAAGAUACUCGAAACGUUACGCCUAGAUCACCAUCAGCGUGUGACGGGACCGUCGUCGGCGAAAGCAUUUCAAAAGAUGGGGAAACGCUGCUUCCAAGCUUCACUCGACCUCAACAUAACCUUUGCUCUCGAGACUGCUCUUCGUCCAAUGCCUCCAAUCAAGCGCAAGACAGUGACGCACAGCCAGAGCUACACACUGUUCAACAACAAACGAAGGAAAAAUUCAGCGAGAAUAACAAUGUUCAGCCACCUGGCGCGAUAUCUACGCAGACUACGACAUCUUGCAAGAUUCCAGACCACAGUGACAGUACAAAAGCCAAAAACUUACCUCCUGCGAGUCUUAAUCCCGGUCCUCCACUCGCCGCGAUGUCAAUGGACACCUCGGAGCAUCAACUCGUGCUAUCUACUGCCCCUCAUCAGAAGCAACUAAAUCUGGAUAUCCCAACCUUACGUCAGGUGGUAAUUGACUCGUAUUGGGACCAGCAAAACUUUAGCCUGGAGUUUCUCAAAAGCAUGUCCAUCGGCACCAUUGAGUACCUACAGGAUGGUGAUAUUCGUGUCCAAAUGAUCUCCUCGGAUGGAGCUAAAGUAAAGAAGCUCGAUUGUGCACCCAAUGGGCGCUCUUGCUGGAGCCGAAGUCUUUGCCAUCACAUAUCAUUGAAAGUCAAUACAUUCUUGAUAGUUGAGAUUGUCACGCUGGGACAAUCGGAAAGCCGCUGUGAAGACUGGCCUAUUCUCAGGCAAGAAUUAUUUGAUGCAAAUACUGGCCGAAUUGCCACACUCUGCCAACCGGAUGAUUUCGCCGGUUUUUAUUGGAAGACUGACGACACACCCUCGACAGAAUCUUCCCGAUUAGGAUUCGAACUCUCCACUUUUCGACUAGCAGCAGAAUUUCUGACCAAAGGUAUCAAAUGGAAUGGCCUGAUUAGGAGCUGCCAACAAGACCCACAAAGAUUAUUCAUGCCACAAUGCCGAGGUGAAGUUGAUGCCUUCGUCAACAGCGCACUCUCCAAAAAUCUGCAGUCUACCUGGCAAAUUUUCAGACACAGUGGUACAGACGGUGUGUAUUUUCGAGGCUCGGAGGAUCUUGAAGUAAACGUUGUAUGGUAUGAGGAAAAUGCGGAGCCUUUCUUCAGUCCUAAGCAGGAAUGUGGCUCUGCACUCGAGCAGAUACUAACACAAGAGCUGACACAAUAUAAGAUUUUGAUGAUCAAUGUUAGACUUGCAGACUGUAAUUUGUGGAAUGAUGCCCAAAGACGAGCUACAAUACAGGAGCUCGAGAAAGACAAUAUGUCACGCAGCGGUCUGGAUUGUGCGACGAUCCUUGACGCCAGAUACGGUAAGAAUGCAACUCGAGGGCAUGGAAGGACAAUGGCCUCACCAAUCCUAAGUCUCCUUAGCGUCGCGCAGGCAAACAAGGCUAUAAGACAAGGUCUUACAUACAGAGAUAAGAAAUACAAUUGCCGUCGCUAUGGGCUUGACUCUCGAUUCAAGGUUCCCCACGGGUGCACCGACACGGCUAAGAAGGAGGAACUACGCCGACUGAGGAAUCUUGAUGAAUACUUUCCGGAAGAACAACCGCAAUCAGCGGAUAGCAGUCGAGCUGAACUUCAUUUACCCGCAAACAAUCCUAGCGGCACACCGGCACAUCCAAGCGAUGAUAGCUGUGCGUCCGAAUCCGAAGAUAGUGACAGCGGCAGAUCGGCACGUUCAAGAGACGACAGCUUUGCCUCCAGGUCUGAAGAAAGAGACGACUUUGCCAGUAGCAUUUCUGACCCCAGCUGUCUCUCCACGGACUCUGAGAUAGAACCUUAUGCAAAGCCGCUGGAGCAUUCGAAACCACGCCCACUCCCUCGGGCCAUCGAUAGACCUGGUAUCGCCGCUAGUCCUGCACCAGUGACCAACCGGGCGGUAUCUCCCUCUACUCAAGGGCGAGAGAAUCCACCACCACGCCCACUACCUCGAGCAGUCGAGAGACCUGCUGAUAUCUUCUCCAUUCCUUCACCUGUGACCAAUCGGGCGGUAUCUGCCUCUUUCACUGGACGAGAGUACCCAAAAUCGCGCCCAGUACCUCGAGCAGUUGAGAGACCUGAUGUCAAUGCCGUCCCCGCGCCCGUCAACAAUCAAGAGGUAUUCUCUUCUGUCAAAUUCGAAGAAAAUGUUCAAAAUGGCCAUAGUCCAGAAGCUCCUGCUAAUAGUUUUGCUGGAGCGGCUCAUUCUGCUCCCGCUCAUCAAGGUAACCAGCAAGAUUGCUCCACGGUGAAAAUGGAGGAGGAACAAAAAUCUAGACUUGAAAUUCAGGAGGCGCGUUCGGUCAUUAUGCCCGUUCGCCGACAUCGCAGAGGAGAAUCUCCGUAUCGAUUCGUCACUCCCGUGGAAGAGGACAGAAGCAACCCUGCCGCAUAA
Molecule: messenger RNA, 2946 nt
Organism: Bacidia gigantensis
Lineage: Eukaryota; Fungi; Ascomycota; Lecanoromycetes; Lecanorales; Ramalinaceae
Exons: 2
Coding region: 1-2946 (981 amino acids)
Source: RefSeq, a predicted model, not a curated record